This is a messenger RNA of Bacillus rossius redtenbacheri, 6830 nucleotides long. RefSeq lists its product as uncharacterized. The record is from RefSeq and is a predicted model, not a curated record. Bases 516 to 2477 code for a protein of 653 amino acids. The transcript is spliced from 10 exons. Gene Ontology annotation, biological process: cellular response to tumor necrosis factor. Gene Ontology annotation, molecular function: NF-kappaB binding. Gene Ontology annotation, cellular component: cytosol. NCBI's taxonomy places the organism in Eukaryota, Metazoa, Arthropoda, Insecta, Phasmatodea, Bacillidae.
CUCGCCCGAGAGUGAGGAGUGGAGCGCUCAAUAUUAUUCCGCCCCGCUCCGUCAUUGAGCGCCCCACUCUUGGCCGUUGCAGUUUCAGUUCCACACUGAUAAGUCAUGGCCUCGACUUAGCCGACCGGUGAAAAGAAGUUUAACUGAAACAAAAUGUUUAAAAUUUCUUCUUAUUACAUAUAUACGUGAUUAAUGAACUUUAGAUGAUUAUUAAGAGAAAAGAAAAAGAAUGGUUGCAGUGUUAUUUAUGCUUUGAUGAGGCCAUUUAUAACACCAGCCUUUGCGAUAAUCCAAGGUAAAGGGGGCUGAAGCUCUGCAUGUUGAUGCUGUGAAGUGAUUGGCUGGGCGGAAGUGCCACGCCCUCGGAGCGCGGCGUCACAACAGGAAGUCCCUGUGCGAGGAAGUGGCGGUUACCGCCGCCUCGGCAUGGCGAUUCCGUCUGCCCUCCGGUGGUCCAUGUUGCGAGGUCGCAAUGUUCCGCGGAACGUUCAUGUCGCGAGUUGGAGCCCCUAGCCAUGCCGCCGCUGCAGGCGCCCAGCUGUGUCGCAGCCAGAACAGUGCCUCUGCCCCUCGACAGCAGCGGCAGAGGGGAUGUGUCGGAAGACGAAGGUGCGGAAUCGUCGAGCGGGACGAGGGGCGGAGAGAGGCACUGUGCCAUGAACAUCACCGUGGAGGAGGGUGCUUCGGGCAGUUGGGACGGAGCGCUCGAGAACGAGCUGCUGACUGCCAUCACCAGAGCCGUGGGGAGCAUCAGUCUGUCCGCCACCUCGCGAUCCACCGCCAAGGAUGAGGCCUUCGCCGGCGCCAAGCUCUGCCGUGGAAGUGAUCUGGCAGGCUCGGACGAGGACGAACGUGUUGCUGCCCUCGGCAGUGCUGUGGAGAACAUCUGCCUGUCUGCUCCUGUCCCGGACGAGACAGUCGAGACGACCGGCGAUGCCGAGCCCUGUCUCCGGGACGAUUCGGCAGACUCGGGCGAAGGCAGCGAGAGCGACGACUCGUCCAGCGAUGAAGAAGAAGAAGAAGGCGAGAAGAGGGGGGUGCGGAGUAACCUGACUAGAAGUCCCAUUAAAAGCCAUAAGGUUUUGUCGAAGGAUGGACAAGCGGGAGGCAAUGUGUACUACCAGAGACCUGCCCCUGACAACACACUGCGGUGGUCAAGCUACCACAGGAGGCUGCAGGGUUUCAUCAAUCACAACAAUGUGGGAAUCACAAAUUUCAACCCAGACACCACGAUUCUGUGGGGAGAUGAAGUUCAGAAGUGCCUCCAGGACUAUACAAACAAGGGGCCUGCAGAGCACUCGCGCUUCACUCAGGACUACCAGACGACGCUGUUUGGUCCCGUGUCUCCGGAGAGCAACGGUGGCAACCGCUCGCCGCCCCUCAGCGACUCCGGGGUGGGGUCGAUGCUGUCCCCCGCCUCGCCCUCGCGCACCGGCUCCCCUCCCCACCCCGUGCUCCCGGUCACGGCGCGCCAGGCCAUCGUCAACAGCAUCUCCCAGGACGAGAAGGAGGAGGCGUUGCUCAAGAUAAACAACGCCUCGAUGAGCAAGUUGAUGCGGGAGGACGACCCCGAUGGAGACACGAACCUGACCGUGCUGGUGCGGUCCUGGGAGAAGCACGGCCGCCCCUUGGCCUUGCUGUACGCCAUGGUGGAGCGGAUGAAGUUCGUGAAGAACGGCCUGUCUCGCAAGACGAAGGCGGGAGACUCCGCCCUGCGCCUGGCCGCGCUGUUUGCACACGCUGAUCCCCUGGUGGCGAAGUACAUAGCAGAGAUGAUGGUCUUGUGUGGAGAUGACAUCAACGAGGUUGACGCGCAGGGCAACACGGUGAUCCACAGCGUGUGCGCCAAGGGCGACCCCCACGCGGCCGUGCUGCGCGAGCUGCUCAGCGUGCCCCAGUUCAACGUGAACCUCGCCAACAAGCAAGGAGAGACACCGCUGGAGAUUGCAAUUGAAAAGGGUGCGACGGAGAUGGAGAGAUUGCUACUCAGGAGCGGAGGCUGGCUUAGCUCCGACUUAGACCAGGUUGCUCAGCACUUGCUCGAACAUUGGCCUGAGAGCAGUCACAACCUUAGUGGACUCCACGCAGGCGUGGCCAGUAGCGCCAGUGGACUCCACGCAGGCGUGGCCAGUAGCGCCAGUGGACUCCACGCAGGCGUGGCCAGUAGCGCCAGUGGACUCCACGCAGGCGUGGCCAGUAGCGCCAGUGGACUCCACGCAGGCGUGGCCAGUAGCGCCAGUGGACUCCACGCAGGCGUGGCCAGUAGCGCCAGUGGACUCCACGCGGGCGUGGCCAGUAGCGCCAGUGGACUCCACGCGGGCGUGGCCAGUAGCGCCAGUGGACUCCACGCGGGUGUGGCCAGUAGCGCCACUACUGCAUCUUGGACUCAUGGUUCUGACAACCUGGGCAAUCUGGCUUCUCUUAAUAAGUGUGAUCAUGGUCUAAGCCAUCCUUUAUUGUCCUUUUGUUUGAGAUAAUUUUUGUGUAUAUUUAUGUAGCAUGUAAUGUAAAUAGUUUUUCUAGCCUAUCUUAGAAGUUAAUUGACCAUUUGAAUAUGUUAAUCAAUUGGUUUUGGAGUGUGUCAUGUUUUUUUUAAAUGUUUAUUAUAAGGCUAAAUUUUAUUAAUGCAAUUAUUGCACAAAUUUUUUAAGUUUCUUAUAUAAUUUUUUGGAUGAGUUUAAGUGAAACUGUUUAGUGUCCAGCUAUACAGAUGUUAUAAUUUGUAAUAGAAACUUAAGUACAUUUUAUUUGUAUAAAAUAGGUUAUCCCUACAGAAUUAAUUUGUUUUAACUUGCUUACAUAGUCAUCCCAUGCCAUACACAGCUCACAAACUGUAGAUUUCAAUCAUAUGUAUAUUUUCACCACUUUACAUAGUUGUUAACAAUGCCUAGAAUUAUCUAUUUUUUACAUUGAGAAACCUAUUUUCCAUCUAAUGAAACAAAACAUUUUAUGUGAUUUCUUGGGACAUUAUAACUUCAAUGAUAUUUUUUCUUUAACAUGGAUGGAAUAUGUGUUUCCGAGUAGCAUUAGAGUAUGCUUUUUAUAGAAAACCAAAAGAAGUUCAUUAGAAAACCAAAAGAAGUUCAUCCUAUUGUUGGGCAGAGUAACUGCAGUAAAUAGGCAUGUUACAUGUCAAAUUUCAACUCAUUAUACCUGAGCGAUUGAGCAGUGAGAUUCAUUGUCUUAUCACAGUAUCAAUUAAGUAUGUAUAUAUUUACGUUAAGUAAUUUAAUUAUUUGAAUGUGUACUCUUAGACAUGAUAUCUAUUUCUUGAUACAGUGAAACCCCAUAUUUACGUUAACAGUAUUUACGUUUUCCCGUUAUUUACCUCCUUUGUUUUUGGCUCAAUUUAUUUUCCAUAAGGCGGGAUAUGUCGUUUUCACGCUUGUUAAGUCGGAAAAGUUUCUUAAUUCCCGUUAUGAACGCCUUGUUCAGUGUUUACAAACAUCGAAACAUGGCCGCCAUGGAAGAAAGAUACAUCAAAAGCUGCGUAUGUGAAUGCGUUUGCGUCGUGAACAGUGCAAGUAACCUUGCACUAUUCACAAUACUUCUAUUUCCUCAGCUUUCCGCUACGAGCGCUGGUAGUAUCAUUGUCUUUAGCGGUAAAUGUAUUUGACACAUCUUUAACUCUUUGUCGUUAUUAAUAUCUGUGAGAAAAUGGAGAAAGUGAAACAACGAAAAACUAUUACAGUUGCCGAUAAAAUUAAAAUAAUUGCCAAAUUCGACGAAUAUGUUGGAUCACGUGUGGACCUUGCGAAAGAACUUUCAAUCCCUGUGAGUACUCUUAGCACCAUCAUCAAAAGCCGAGAAACCAUCACUGCAAAUGCCGCGCAAUGUGGGCCAAGUGCUAAAAAACGUAAAUAUGUGAAGGACUCGAAAUUCAAACAGCUGGAAGAUAUUCUUCUUAAGUGGUUUUCUGGUGCACGUGCCGCAAAUUUACCAAUAAAUGGUACAAUACUGAGAGAAAAAGCACGUGUUAUUGCCUCUAGGCUGGGAAUUCAAGAUUUCUCAGCUUACAAUGGAUGGAUUGAUCGGUUUAAGCAGCGUCACAAUAUUGUUUACAAGGUGGUUUGUGGCGAAAGCAAAAAUGUGGAGGUGGAGACUGUGGAACAUUGGAAGGAAAAGCUACAGGAAAAAAUUGCUGGGUUCGACCCGAAAAAUGUUUUCAAUGCCGACGAAACAGGGUUGUUUUUCAAUGUUCUACCAGACAAAACCUUUAGUUUUAAAGGGGAAACAUGUCACGGAGGUAAGCUCAGCAAGCAACGGAUUACUGUGUUAUUGCUUACCAAUGCAGAUGAAAGUGAAAAAUUCCCCUUUAUGUCAUUGGCAAAGUGAGGAAACCUCGGUGUUUUAAAAACAUCAAGUCACUCCCAACAAAGUACGAAGCAAACACCAAAGCCUGGAUGACCAAUGCUUUGUUUCAGAACCAGUUGCAUGCAUUUGAUUCAAAAAUGGCUUUGCAAAAUAGGAAAGUUCUUCUUUUCAUAGAUCAGUGUUCUGCUCACAAAGCAACCAUCCAGCUUCGCAACACUGAUAUUGUUUUCUUCCCAGCAAACUGCACGAGUGAGCUACAGCCCCUUGACUUGAGUAUCAUUCAGGCAUUCAAUUUUUUGUACCGCAGAUACCUAGUUUCAAGGGCAGUAACAAUGCUUGAUGUUGGAAAAGACCCUUCUUUGAUGAAGAUAAAUCUGCUGACUGCAUUACAUUUUAGUGCAAGAGCCUGGAAAGAAGUGAAAACAUCAACAAUUCAAAACUGCUUUGCAAAAGCUGGAUUUGUGUUCCCAGAAAAGGCUUACACUCUCAGUGAAGAUGAUUACAGUGACAUUGAAGAUGUUGAAGGACAUGAGAGGGUGUUGCAGGAGAAAUUAUUUCAAGAUUACGUGGAUGUGGACAGUCAGGUGAUCACUUCGGAAGUGCAAUGUAUAGAAGAUAUUGUAGAAAACCAUGUCAGUACUUCUCAACAGGAUACUGAUGAAGAUGAUGAUGAUGAUGAUGAAGAAGUGACAACACCCACGAGUAAAGAUGCUCUUGCUGCUCUUCAAACUCUGCGAGACUACAUUGGAGUAUCUGCUGGUGAAAACUGUGAUGGUGUUUUUGAUAAUUUUUAUACUUUAGAGAAGCAGAUCAUGUGCAUGAACACUCAAAGAUGCAAGCAAACCAAGAUUUCUGAUUAUUUUACAAAGAAAUAGACCUAAGUUAGGCUUGAAAGUUUUUGCACAUAAGCCUACAAAACUUUUUUAUGGUAACAUUUUAUCAUGGCACACAUUGCUUCAAUGUUGUAUUCACACAAUUUUAUAAGUUAUAUGUUGUAAAUUUAUUUUUGUUUACAUAGGCCUAAGAAGGAUUUUUUUUUUAAAGAUAUUUCGUUCACUGUGUCUUUUUUUUGAUGUGUCUGACUACUGGAGUAAAAGGAGUGCAUUAAACCAGGUAUGUUACAUUUUAAAAAUAUGUUUCCCUGAAUUUACACUUUCCUGGUAUUUACACUUUUUGUCUCUGUUCCCCUGAAAAGUGUAAAUAAGGGGUUUCACUGUAUCUAUAUCAUGAUAUCUAUAUCAUGACUCCGUGAUAUCUAAUAAGUUAAAAAUCUGAAAAAUGUCACUCCGGGUAAAGGUUGAAUGUGCUUUGAUUGUGAAUUAACUAUAGGUACCAAGCUCUUAGCUAGAUAAUAAUUAACUAUAGUAACAUAUACCAAGAGACCUGAAUAUGAUUGUAUAGUGUUUGUGUCUCCAUGAGGGUUUUUCCUGUGACAACAAACUUAAACCAGCAAUGGUUAAUGACAAAGAUAUUAUUUUUAAUCAAACUUCCCCCAUUACAAGACUUAUACAAAGGUUCUGCACAUUAAGAAACAAAUUAUGUCUCUCAUGCAGAAGGAAUCAGGGCCUAAUGAAGUUUAUUCCAGUAAGUCCAUUGGUCCUAUAGAGUUAUAUAAACAUAACAAGACCCCUUUGAACUUAAGUAUUUCUAACACUUGGGUAGGUUAUACUGUUUAAAGCUAUAAUUAAUAUCACUGAGUACUAAAGGGAAGACAAAGUGAACCUGAAAAAUAAGAGAACAAAGUGUCUAUUUUUUUUUUUAUUAAAUACUAUUCUAUUUUAGUCCAAGGGACUGUAGUUCCCAUUAAAAGGUCGGUUUUCAGUGAUGGUAAAUAAAUUACAGCUAAUCAUAUGUACCACAUAAAUAAAUUGCAUACUAAGGGGUGGGAGGUUAGAGGGAUUAAACAAAAAAGAUUUACUAUUGCGGUCUUUGAAUUUUGUACAUUUGUUUAUACUCGACAGAACCAAUGGAAUUUGAAUUGCAGAAUAAAAUGUAAAAAUGUAGGUAUAAAAAAAAUUGCAUCACUUAAAAUUAACUUUUUGUUUAUAGUUCAUGUUGGUGGAUUUUUGUGAAUAACCAUAACUUGUUAGUCAUGCUGAUUGUAUUGAGGUUAAUUGGCUAUUCUUUUCCUCUUGAUGGAGGAACUCCUAUGUUCUGUUAACUAUGAAGGGAAAGAAAGAUUACCUGUGAGUCCCUCACAUUGGUUCAAACAAAACGAUUGCAUUAGCACAAAUAAUUACAAAUGUUUUACAUCUGUGUCAGCAAAAUGUAUAUUUUUCUAAAAUUCUGCUACCAUUAAGAAUAUACUAUUAUUUGGUAUACAGAAUAAGAUUAAAGAUAGAGAAUAUGUGCAUUGGAUAGACAUGCCUUGUUAGCUGGAAAGUCGACACAUUGACAUUUCCUGUCGUGGCUAGUGUUGCUUAUAUUCAUAAUUGGUGAUAUAAGGUACAAAAUAUUUUCUUAUGUUUUAUAUAUUGUAACAUUUAGAGAUAUAAUAAAGUUAAUGAAAAAUAAAA